Schistosoma turkestanicum is the source of this 1084-nucleotide messenger RNA. The record is from the annotation of a GenBank genome assembly. NCBI's taxonomy places the organism in Eukaryota, Metazoa, Platyhelminthes, Trematoda, Strigeidida, Schistosomatidae.
AUGACUGCAGAAAUACUUUCCACUUUAGCUAGUUUUCGAGAUGAAAUCGGCGAAUGUUCUGAUGGAAAAAUUCAUUCAGAUAUUACUACUGCUACUACUACUACUACCACUACCACUGUUACUGUUGGUUCUGGUCUUGGUUCUCAUUGUGCAAAUAUAUCAAAUCGUCCCGGUGUAUAUACUACUCAUCUACUUAAGGAUGAUACCAGUGCUCAUAAAAAUAUUAUCAAACAGAAAACUACUCAUAUACACAAUAGUAUGCUAUCUCCUGAUUCGUCAAUGCCUUGUACUAAUACUACUUCUACUAGUACUUUUGCUAGUAGUAGUAAUAGCAGUACUACUACUAAUACUACUACUACCAUUGAUCAAUGUCGACUUCAAAUUACACCUUUCGUUCAAACUCAUCACCAUCAUCAUCAUCAUCAUCCUCAUCAUCAUCAUCUUGGGGCUGGCAAUAGUGGAUUAUGCACAAAUUCUUCGGUACCAACUGUUUAUUCAUCGUGUUUACAUCAUGUCGGUGAUAAAAUUGGCAUAUCUAUGUCUCCGAAUGAUUAUCGUCUGUUAACAGAUCCUAGAUUGAUCAAUUAUGUCACUGAUAAAGAGACGGAAGCCAAGCUUAUCAAUCAAUAGUUAUCACACACACACACACACAGUCAGUAUUAAGCAGUCGUAGUCUCAUUCUUGACAUCUAUUGGUAUUGCAUUAGCCCGGUGUAAGAAUGUGUGUGUGUGUGUGUGGUUGAUUCUGCCCAAUGUGUGUGUGUGGUGUGUGUGUGCGUGUGCAUGUGCAAAAAUCGACAAUAACAACACACCAACCACAGUAACAACAAAUCAUCGUUUUUUAUUUUUUUUUUGCCAUGACCAACUUGCGUCAAGAUGAAUUUAGCCUUCAUAUCAUGCAUAUAUAUAAUUGUUGACAAGAAAAAAAAAUAAACCAGAAAACAAAAAUAACCUACCCUAUAGCAUCAAUUCCCAGUUGUUUUUUUUGUCUUGUUCCUACUUGUUUUAAGCAUACAUACAUAAAUAGAAGAUGUUAUUAAUUAUUUACUUACUUACUUACAUUAGUACUGAUCAUUUUUUGUGAU